Molecule: messenger RNA, 1504 nt
Organism: Rhinolophus ferrumequinum (greater horseshoe bat)
Lineage: Eukaryota; Metazoa; Chordata; Mammalia; Chiroptera; Rhinolophidae
Gene: HNMT
Product: histamine N-methyltransferase
Exons: 7
Coding region: 98-976 (292 amino acids)
Molecular function (GO): N-methyltransferase activity
Source: RefSeq, a predicted model, not a curated record
UCUCACAGAAAGGCCAUUUUCAGCACAGAAUUGCAACCCUGGUUCAAAAUUAGAAUUGCUGCUCAGUGAGAAACAGCCUUUAUUAAAAAAACCAAAUAUGGCAUCUUCCAUGAGGAGUUUGUUUUCUGACCACAGCAGAUAUGUUGAAUCCUUUCGGAGGUUUCUCAACAAUUCCACGGAACACCAGUGCAUGCAGGAAUUCCUGGACGAGAAGCUGCCAGGCAUAAUAGCAAGGAUUGGAGACACAAAAUCAGAAAUUAAGAUUCUAAGCAUUGGCGGAGGUGCAGGUGAAAUUGAUCUUCAAAUUAUCUCCAAAGUGCAGGCUCAAUACCCAGGAGUUCAUAUCAGCAAUGAAGUUGUUGAACCAAGUGCUGAACAAAUCGCCAAGUACAAAGAGUUUGUAGCCAAGUCAUCAAACCUCGAGAACAUAAAGUUUGCUUGGCAUAAAGAGACAUCAUCUGAAUAUCAAAAUAGAAUGAUGGAGAAAAAAGAACUUCAGAAGUGGGACUUUAUUCAUAUGAUUCAGAUGCUGUACUAUGUGAAAGACAUCCCAGCUACGCUGAAAUUCUUCCAUAGUCUCUUAGCUACCAAUGCUAAGAUUCUUAUUAUUCUUGUGUCAGGAACCAGUGGCUGGGACAAGCUAUGGAAAAAGUACGGAUCCCGCUUACCCCGGGAUGACCUCUGCCAGUAUGUCACAUCGACCGAUCUCACUCAGAUGCUGGACAAGUUGGGGAUUAAGUAUGAGUGUUAUGACCUUCUGUCCACCAUGGACAUAUCUGACUGUUUUAUUGAUGGCAAUGAAAAUGGAGACUUGCUUUGGGAUUUUUUGACGGAAACAUGCAACUUUAAUGCAACAGCACCACCUGAUCUCAAAGCAGAAAUUAUGAAAGAUCUGCAAGAGCCUGAAUUCAGUGUAAAGAAAGACAGAAAGGUUCUUUUUAAUAAUAGUCUGAGUUUCAUAGUGGUUGAGGCAUAAAUAUCAAUCAUGAGAGUGUAUUCAAACAUUAUAUUUUGAACAAUAAUGAUUAUUUAUUUCUGUAUUAAAAUUACAAAUACAUCUUAUAAUAUAGAGUAUUGUCACUUACAUAUAAAAUCUAGAAAAUUCCAAGACAUUCUUGGACUUCGUGUGGAAUCAUAUAUGAUAUUGCUGGUCUUAUUUCAUCCCUUUUCCAGGUAAAGAGACCACAAGUAGGCUAAAUACCACAUACGCUGGAAAAACGACAACUAAUUUUCACUAGCUUAUUGACAAUAAAAUCCUUUCCAUUUGUUGAUUGUAUUGGAAUUUCCUAGACUACUAAUAAUGUAUGUACUAUGUAUUCUUUAAAUACUAGUAAAGUGUAUGUGCUUAUUGAUACUUUGAACACGAAGACAGUACAUGUUUAUUGAUUUUUACCCUGUUGUGAAGAAGUGUUUGUCUUUGUAUAUUUCUCUAUUGUAAUUUCUAUUUUUUUUUUUUGUUGAUUACUAAAAGUAAGCACUUUUAGGAUAUUACAAAAUUAACUCU